Gryllus bimaculatus (two-spotted cricket) is the source of this 1821-nucleotide messenger RNA. Lineage: Eukaryota; Metazoa; Arthropoda; Insecta; Orthoptera; Gryllidae. The record is from the annotation of a GenBank genome assembly.
GAGGGAUAAGGGGCGGGACAUAUUCAUGUGGGAAAUCAUCGUCAGAUGGAGCCGCGAUCGGGAGGGCGUUGAAACCAGAGAUAAACAUAUUUCAUUCUCUCAGUGUAUUACAAAACAGCACGAUACAGCUGAUGCAUCUGAGACGAUGGAAAGAUGAAAGGAGGAUCUGAACAAUUUAUAAUGAACAAUAAAGCUAUGGAUGAAGUGCUAUUCCAUGCUUCAGAAAGUGUUGAAGCCUUACAAGUACAAUUGCUUUCAAGAUUUCAACAAGGACGAGAACUCCUUCUUGGCUAUGCAGAACAUUUAAAUAAUUUGACCAAUACUCCUGUUGCCCAACAGUUACAAAAUACAUAUAAUCAAGCAUGGAUUGUUAUCCAGCGUUUUUUAAAUGAAAUUAAAGAUGUUGCUGGGAAAAUAAGUAAUCCUCAACAGUUUCUUUCCAGAAUUCUUCCAAUACUAGGAUUUGAUGGUAGUCCAAGCAUCAGUGUCUAUUAUGGCUCAGUGGGAUUUCUGUUAGGAGUUGGUGUUGGAGUACUAGUUGGUCUAUCUUGUCGUCGUCAGCCUCCUGCAGUACAGAAAAUGUGUGCAAUUGUGUGUACCAGUUAUGCUGGUGUAGAUGCAGUAACGGCUUCAGAAGACAUUCAUUGCCCUCAAAUUCAUAAUUCCGAUGAGGUAAUGGUUCAAGUGAAGGCAGCAUCUGUAGACCCUGUGGAUGUCAAUAUUUGUUCAGGCUAUGGUCGUGUUCUAAGACGGCAUCUAGGUCGAUAUAAUGCUAACGUGGUUGGAGAAUUUCCUGUUAUUCUUGGACGUGAUUGUGCUGGUGUGGUUGUUGAAAUAGGUCAAAAAGUGAAUAAUUUUGAAUUGGGUGAUGAAGUAUGGUUUUCUGUCCCAUAUUGGGCGAGUGGUGUUCUUGCUGAAUAUGUGGUUGUGAAACAAAACUUACUGGCCCACAAACCUAAAGGGAUAACUUUUGAAGUUGCUGCGUCUCUUCCUUACUCUGGAAUGCUGGCAUGGGAUGCUAUGGUUCACCAGGCUGGUUUGAAUUCUAAAACCUGUCGUGGUAGACGGGUUCUUGUUCAUACUGGUUGCAGUGCUAUAGGAUGUUUGUUGGUACAGCUAGCUCACCUGUGGGGUGCUCAUGUGACAGUCACAUGUCCUCUGCGUGCCACCCCAGUUGCCCAAGCUCUUGGGGCUGAUUGCAUAAUUGUUUGUGGAGAGGGUGGUGACAUUGAAAAGCAGCUGCUACAAACUGAUCUAUUUGAUGUGGUUUUUAAUACAGUAGGGAAGAAUGCACAUGAAAUGUGCCUUAAAUUCUGCCGAGAUGAUGGCCGUGUCAUUACAACAAUUGCUGCAUCUCUACCGUCGGAUACAUAUGGCUUCUUUAUAGGCAUUUUAUAUUCUUUGUUUGUGAAGAUGAGAUGUUUGACAUGGAGAUUAUUUGGUGCUAGUGUAUGGACUUCUGCAGUCCUAAACCCUUCUGUUCUCGAAAAUCUUGGUGCAAUGGUUGAAACGGGUGGCUUGCAACCUGUAGUAGACAAAAUAUUCAUGCCACAAGAUGCUGAACUUGCUUUCCAACAUGUUGAACAGGGUGAUUCUAUUGGAAAAACUGUUAUUCGUUUCAGAUCCCGCAAGCGUCAUACAUCAGACAGGAAACGUAUUAGUAAGCACAGAAAAUCUGAGCGAGAAGCUGUAAAACACCCGUAAGUGCACUAUGAGAAGUAGGAUAUUGUAGCAAAUCUGAAUAUUGUUUGCUAGUGUAUAUUUAGAAUGUACAAUUUGUAUAAAUAGAACAAAGAAUAAAUGUUUGUAAUUCUUACAAAA